This is a messenger RNA of Penicillium odoratum, 288 nucleotides long. RefSeq lists its product as uncharacterized. The transcript has 2 exons. The coding region runs from base 1 to 288 and encodes 95 amino acids. NCBI's taxonomy places the organism in Eukaryota, Fungi, Ascomycota, Eurotiomycetes, Eurotiales, Aspergillaceae. The record is from RefSeq and is a predicted model, not a curated record.
AUGAAGUUCAUCUUCGUUACUCUUGCUCUUGCCGCCUCCGCCAUGGCCGGCGUCACCGGUGAUAAGGGCGACAAGGAUACCAAGAAGGCAACCUGUGAUGUCGACCAGACCGUCGUCUGCAAGGACAACGGCAACGGCGGUCUCAUUUCUCUGGGCAACAUUGCCAACGGUGCUCUCGGUGACUCCUGCUCCGGUGAUGUCUACUGCUGUGACAAGUCCGGCACUGAGGACGGCAACCUCCUCAACCUGGAUGUCAACGCCCAGUGCUCUCUCGCCCACCUCCUGUAA